Molecule: messenger RNA, 3540 nt
Organism: Glarea lozoyensis ATCC 20868
Lineage: Eukaryota; Fungi; Ascomycota; Leotiomycetes; Helotiales; Helotiaceae
Product: UBC-like protein
Exons: 5
Coding region: 1-3540 (1179 amino acids)
Biological process (GO): protein polyubiquitination
Cellular component (GO): nucleus
Molecular function (GO): ubiquitin conjugating enzyme activity
Source: RefSeq, a predicted model, not a curated record
AUGACAAGUCCAACCGACCACACAACUUCAACGGAAGGCGAGAAGCCUCCUAUUAGCGACCAAGAAAAGGCUUGUGUCGUCUCCGCAUCUGCACCGGAUCUUGCUCGUGUCUUUGUACGGCUCUCCAAUGGCUCCAAGAUUGUGGUUCCAAUCUCCCAGGAUUCGACGGUGGACAAUCUCCACGUCCGAACUCUGGAGCGUGCUCAGAAACUAGGAUUGCCAGUCGAUUUUUCGAAUACGAUCCUUGGAACUACUGGAAAUGAUGGAAUAACGCUAUCCGGGGAAGAUCAAGUUGCUGAUAUUUUAGACCUGACAGAGGCCAAUACCUUCCGUCUUGAAACCCGAGGCCAUGGAACAAUCACUGACCAUGUAUUUCUUGAAGAUGCUGACGCAAUCACACCUGUUCCCUGCUCACCUCUCCCUGGCCGAAACGAGAAGAAAAUCUAUAUUCGCUGGAUCACUAUUGAUAUGGCAGUCAAUAGCUGGAGUUACUCUCGCCUUCGUAAAAUUCCAACUGAUAGAUCUUCUGUUCCUUCGGAUACCACACUACACGAUUUACGACAGCUGGCUUUGAAACGUCUUCGUGGUGCACCUCCAGACUUCUCAUGCACAAACCCAACCAAUGUCAACCUCUUUUUACCAGAGUGCCGUUUGCACACCGAUCAGAAUUUUGCGACUCUGAACGAUCUUGGGCUCAGAGGCUCAAAAUAUGAACCUCUCGAUAUCUUCGUCGAAUACAUUGGACCAGAUGCCAGGGUUUCUCUCAACCAGCUCUCUCCCCUCUUCUCUCCGCGGACGGUAUGGAACUUCAAUUCGACUUCCCGUGGCUUCAGCACCUUUGUUUCCAGCUUGCAGAUACUCUGCAAAGAAAUAGAGAGAGGGAGGGCUAGCUUGGAUGGGGUACUCGAGGUGUUGCUGGAACUCACACACUUUCCGCCUUUGCUAUUGGCAUUCAAGGCCGUCUAUGAUUCGGGGAUAGAUGGAAACACACCAGCGGGUCCUCUUUUGUUAGUCGCCACGGCCAUUCAAGCGCUGUGUCGAAGGAUGAUCUCUUCCAAGCUUUGCCCAACAAAGGACAGCACUUUGGAGGCCUCUCGUCAGGUCAUCUGCUGGAUUUACUCGUCGCGUUCCGAGGCAUCUCUAAAUCAAAGCCGUAGAGCACCGCUCCUGCAUCGUGUCCAGGUUAUUCGCAAGCCUGAAAAGCCACAGGCGUCCACGUUCUUACCAUUUUACGAAGUUAAUCAACACCAGCACAAGAACCAGUCUACCUCCUACCUCGUGAGCAUCGAGCAAGAUGAUCCUUUUCUGUGUCGACGCCUAGGUUUAGCCCUACGAGAGUCAUCUGCCCAACCAUGGGAUUAUUACUUCCAACCCGCAACGUCAUGGACUUCACUCGUGAACGAGUCUCUCAUGAGUCUUCUCAGUCCAAAUGAGUUUGAAAGCUUGAUCGAAGUUACCAAUUCUAUUGAUGCUUUUAAGAUCGUUGGACCUAUGCAAAUUGGGGCAUGUCUCGCAGCAGAGCUUCCAGUCUUGACACUCAGCGCAACUGGGUACGUCUCCAGAUACGAUCAUGAAGAUCUUGAAUGUAGUGAACGAAGCUUCAUUACCUGGAAUGCAAUCGAAGGCCGAACAGUUCUACCUGACAAUGGUGGCCAAUUCCUCUCGUCCAAAUUAGAACCUUUACUCGCUGCACGAAAGCUAGAAAAAAAUUGGGAACUAGACGCCUGGGCAGAAUGGACAAAAACAGCAGAUUUUGGCCCACCAGAUGAGGCAAUCGUCAUAUGCGUAGAUACCAGCGCGAGCAUGGGUUCCUCAAUGAAAGAAGGCUGGCUUCCCAGCAACAACUGUGGCCCAAAACCGAGCCGACUCACUGAAGUCGUAGAAUUCUUCAAAAACCUUGCUUUGAGAAUAUCCGCACUGAAUUUGUCUACGCAUCUUGGCCUUGUCACUUUCUCUAGUCGGGCACUGAUAAAUGUCAAACAGCCACUCACUCCCUUGUGUUUGAACUUCAACCAGAAACUGGACGACGUUAAGACGGGCAAAGGGACGGCGAUAUAUAGUGCACUAGGGAAAGCCGCUGUCAUGUUGUCCGGAAUCAAGACUAAAUAUCCCAAGACCAAAUGCCGUAUAAUCGUUCUCACUGAUGGCGAAGAUAACAAUAGCGAUUGGACGCCUCAAGCUGUAGCACAGUUCCUUACAACUAACAGUAUUCUGCUAGAUGCGGUAGUUCUCGGGUCCAAGAAGGAAGACCAACCGAACUGCCCAAAGACUAAGGAACUGUUCAAGAUUGCAAGAAACACAGGCGGCUAUGCUUUUGCGCCACAGACACAGCAAGCUCUAUUCCAAAUUUUCUUGCUAGAAACAGUCGUGGAUAUUCGCACGAGACCUUACGUUGCUGGCGAAGAAUUUUCUGCCUGGGCAGACUUCGCUCCUAAACGCGCAGAUAUGGCAAAUCCGUUCGAUUUUCCCCCAUGCCGACCUCAUGCAAAUUUAGAUGAUCACUUCAUUGCUCUCGCUGACGCAGAGCGAUUUAUGACUCGGCUCGCUCAGUCUUCGCAGCGAAGUGUCUCUGCACGUUCUGUGGCGACGCGAUUCAGUCGAGCUACUACUGCUGCUAGCGCUGGAGGAAUAUCCCGAAUUUUGCUUAGUGAGGUCAAAGCUAUGAUCGAGAAUCCGCAUGAAUAUAUGGAUACUUAUGUUAGUCAGAGCAAUAUGGGAUUUUGGAAAGUUGCAAUGCAAGGGCCCCCAGAUUCUGCGUACUCUGAGGGCACAUUCUUGAUAUAUAUCGAAAUCGGAUCAGAGUUUCCGAGAAAACCACCAUCCGCAAGAUUCAUUACACCUAUGCUUCAUCCCAAUAUAACCAAGCAUGGACGAAUCUGCCAUCCAAUAUUUUCACGCGAAUGGAGUCCUGUAACAAGGGUUUAUCAAGUGCUUCAGCAAGUCUAUGGAAUACUAAUGGCACAAGAGGCUCGCGAUGCAAUCGAUCCGCUGUCUUCCUUACGCUUUUGGUCAGAUCCUGAUCAAGGUCGCAAAGACGUCCGAGAAUAUGUUACAAAAUUCGGAUGUCGCACACGCGCCCAGCAUCGAAGUGAUAUUGUUGGAGACGACGUCUCAUCCAUCGACACAAAUUCCACGCCUGGGACCUCUAGCUACGCAGGCAGUCUCAACAGCCAAGCUACUGCAACUUCUUCUACCGCACCUAUCCUACCUAGCGCGGCGUCGAAUCCGUUUACUACUAGACCACCUAGUUACAGAACAACUCCUUCCAUAUCAGGAAGGACGGUGUCGAGUGUUUCGACGCUGCUGAAUCAUCUGAACUUCCAGCGGGGAAGGCACAUCACUUCACCACCGCUACUUGACUUACAAGCUGGAAACCCAUCUGGUGCGCAGACGUCUGUCAACUCCCAGUCUACCUCUGUAACUCCUGUUCUUACACCGUCAACCGGUACCCCUAGUGGAAGUGUUGAUGGUGCAAACAAUGGCAGGGUGGUAGGACGUCGCGCAAGCUUCUUUGGUUUGCUUCGGAAUGUGUCAAGUUAA